This is a messenger RNA of Gongylonema pulchrum, 501 nucleotides long. The record is from the annotation of a GenBank genome assembly. Lineage: Eukaryota; Metazoa; Nematoda; Chromadorea; Rhabditida; Gongylonematidae.
AUGUAUUUUAUUAUUUUUCAGAUAAAUUUGGUAGUGUGUCAGCUAUUAUCACUACCAUUAGCUUAUUUACACUAUACCAUACUGAGUCCAGCAAAUGUCACACGAACAACACGUAUUGCUUCACCGGCAAUCAUUGGCCUAGUUUUUUGCUAUUUCUGCUUUGGCAAGACUGUCUUUCUAUUUUCGAUGGGCUAUCUUGUUUUUAUACACUGGUAUAGAUGGUACAUCUUAACAACUUACUCAAUUGAUAUUACUGGCCCCAUGAUGGUAGCUGUACAAAAAGUGACGGUACUUGCAUUUUCAUUACACGAUGGUAAAGUCAAGAAAAGUGAUGAACUGAACGAUAUACAGAAAAGAGAAGCCCUCAGGUCGGUGCCGAGUGUGCUGAAUUUUCUAAGUUAUGUGUUUCAUUUCCAGUCUGUAUUAGUUGGCCCACUGUGUUUUUACACUGACUAUAUGUCAUGGAUUGAUGGAACAGCUGCCAUUGGAAAAGAUGGAAAG